Molecule: messenger RNA, 2163 nt
Organism: Cuscuta campestris
Lineage: Eukaryota; Viridiplantae; Streptophyta; Magnoliopsida; Solanales; Convolvulaceae
Source: the annotation of a GenBank genome assembly
AACAAAGUCGCCGGAGGUAGCCACGAUUCUUGCCGGAAGUUGCCCCGAAAAGUUAAAUGAAGAAAACAUCCCCUAUGCAAAUCAGCCCACUUCUUCAAACGGUUUGCAAUUUCGUUGAGUAACGAAGGCGUUAUGGCCCGAAACCAAGGGCUAGUACAGUGGUGACGGAAAGUGACGAGUUUUAAGAUUUUCGGCGUUGUUUCCGCUUCUGUUCGUUCAUUGAGCUUCAUCAUGUUGAUUUCCAGUGCGUUCUGAGCUGGAAGCUGGGAGGGCAUCAUUUGUCUUUCAGGUAUAUAAAGAAAGGCUCUAAGGCGAUUGAGAAGCACAUUUUGAUCAGAGAGGCGUCUUGAUAAACGCCCUUCUCUAUAUUUUCUCUCCCAUCUUCCUUCAUUUCUUCCGAAUCCUCUUUCUCCGAAUCUCAAUAAACCGCGAAAAAAAUGAGAGAGUGCAUUUCAAUCCACAUCGGUCAGGCCGGUAUCCAGGUCGGAAAUGCUUGCUGGGAACUUUACUGCCUCGAGCACGGCAUUCAGCCCGAUGGCCAAAUGCCAGGUGAUAAGACCAUUGGAGGAGGGGAUGAUGCAUUCAACACCUUCUUCAGUGAAACAGGAGCUGGGAAGCAUGUACCCCGUGCUGUCUUUGUUGAUCUUGAGCCAACUGUUAUUGAUGAGGUAAGGACUGGAACCUACAGGCAGCUUUUUCACCCUGAACAGCUCAUCAGUGGCAAGGAGGAUGCAGCCAACAACUUUGCCCGUGGUCAUUAUACAAUUGGCAAAGAGAUUGUUGAUCUGUGCUUGGACCGCAUUCGAAAGCUUGCUGAUAACUGUACUGGUCUUCAAGGGUUUCUUGUAUUCAAUGCUGUUGGAGGAGGGACUGGUUCUGGCCUUGGAUCUCUACUCCUGGAACGUCUCUCUGUUGACUACGGAAAAAAAUCAAAGCUUGGUUUCACCAUUUAUCCUUCCCCACAGGUCUCUACUUCUGUGGUUGAGCCAUAUAACAGUGUCCUUUCUACACACUCCCUCCUCGAACACACUGAUGUUGCCAUUCUGCUUGACAAUGAGGCCAUUUAUGACAUUUGUCGCCGCUCCCUUGAUAUCGAGCGUCCCACUUACACCAACCUCAACCGUCUCAUUUCACAGGUCAUCUCUUCACUGACUGCUUCUCUGCGAUUUGAUGGAGCACUGAAUGUUGAUGUCAAUGAGUUCCAGACCAAUCUUGUCCCAUACCCAAGGAUCCAUUUCAUGCUUUCGUCUUAUGCCCCUGUUAUCUCAGCUGAGAAGGCCUACCAUGAGCAACUCUCUGUUGCCGAGAUCACCAACAGUGCCUUUGAACCAUCAUCCAUGAUGGUCAAGUGUGAUCCCCGUCAUGGGAAGUACAUGGCUUGCUGUCUCAUGUUCCGUGGUGAUGUGGUGCCCAAGGAUGUGAAUGCUGCUGUGGCCACAAUUAAGACCAAGCGCACCAUACAGUUUGUGGACUGGUGCCCUACUGGAUUCAAGUGCGGCAUCAACUACCAGCCACCCACAGUUGUUCCCGGAGGUGACCUUGCCAAGGUGCAGAGGGCUGUCUGUAUGAUCUCCAACUCAACCAGUGUUGCUGAGGUCUUCUCCCGCAUUGAUCAUAAGUUUGACCUCAUGUACUGCAAGCGAGCUUUUGUCCACUGGUAUGUUGGUGAGGGUAUGGAGGAAGGUGAGUUCAGCGAGGCACGUGAAGAUCUGGCUGCCCUUGAGAAGGACUAUGAGGAGGUUGGUGCCGAGGGAGAGGAUGAAGAUGAGGAUGGAGAUGAUGUUGAGUACUAGAGAGUCAUUGCUGGCUGGCUCUCUUUGUUUAUGUUUGUUCCGUUUAAUAUCUACAUUUUUUUCUCAUUUCGACUGGAGUUGAAGUUUAUUUCAUUUUCCCCAAUGACUAUUAUCUUUGUUUGUGGUCUGGCUAUGACAAUCUUAUCUUUUAUCAGAUUACUUUAUAUUACUAUUAGUUACUCCCUCUCUCCAAUGUUAAUGUUCUCAUUGUGUGUUAGGAUAUUUUGAUUGAAGUUAUUUUCAAAUCAUUUUAUAUGAAAAGUCGUAUGGAAUUCAAAAAUAAAAUUUAUAUAUUUAAAAAUUAUAUGAAAAGAUUUAUAAAAUCAUAAGUGACAUGAUUAUAUUAUUUUAAUAAAUGCGUAACGAAAAU